This is a messenger RNA of Aspergillus pseudotamarii, 456 nucleotides long. Its product is annotated as DUF4396 domain-containing protein. The transcript is spliced from 2 exons. The record is from RefSeq and is a predicted model, not a curated record. NCBI's taxonomy places the organism in Eukaryota, Fungi, Ascomycota, Eurotiomycetes, Eurotiales, Aspergillaceae. Bases 1 to 456 code for a protein of 151 amino acids.
AUGUGGCAACUAAAAUUCUGGAACUGCCGGUCAACAUGGAAAAGAGCAGGGAUUAAUACACUGCGGUGCCUUGUUGGCUGUACCCUUGGUGACUUCUCCGCGCUGUGGAUGCUGCAAACCUACUAUCCCGCACUUGGCAUGGGCACAACUAUGGCUGCGUCCAUGGCGUCCGGGAUCACUACAUCGAUCAUUCUUGAAACCGUACUUCUUCGACGGGGCGUUGACCAACUCUCUUGGCCAAUGGCAGCGCGCACAGCAAUGGGCAUGUGCAUGGUCUCGAUGGUGGCAAUGGAGGCAGCUGAAAAUAUCGUUGACUAUCAUCUCACGGGAGGUGUAGUGGCUGUUGGAGAUCCCAAAUUCUGGAUGGCGGCUGUAGUGUCGAUGACUGCUGGCUAUCUUGCUCCGUUGCCGUACAAUUACCAUCGUCUGAAGAAGUAUGGAAAGGCCUGUCAUUGA